CUCACACGUAUGCAUGCACGUAUAAAAACAUCCCCGCUGAUCUCUACAACGUGCUAAUAAGGUCUAAAUACACCCUGGCUUAGAUAGGCGACUAAAGGUAGGUACCUGUCUAGUAGAGGGAAACGAGAGGAAUUCUCUAUCUACUACGACGGCAGCAGAUUUCGAUACAUCCAUCUUCCAACCACACACUCCUUCUCCUGUUUGCUUCGAUGUUGCAGCUGAGCUUGCGAUGUCGAACGAAUAGGCAAAACUAGACGAUGCGCAAACCUGUGAAUUAUUCAUUCGGCGUUACUUGAAGUUGCGCGUACCUACCUAAGUUUUCCUACAAUUAUCGACGACAAUGGAUCUCAGCUUGAUAUCGAAAGUGGGCACGCAUACGAACACGUUAGCUCAAUCGAGUACCGGGCCAACUUAUCGCGAUGACUUCGCGUUAGCACGGCUGGGAAAGAGGCCUGUCCUCAAAAGAAACUUUGGGUUUAUGGCAAUUCUCGGAUUUAGCUGUACGGUGCUUAUUACUUGGGAGGGAUCAUUGAUCGGGUUCAUCUCAGGACUACAAAAUGGAGGUCCAUCUGGCAUUAUCUACAGCUUCCUCGUCGUCUGGGUGGGCACGCUCUCCGUAUUCGCGACACUUUCCGAAUUGGUCUCGAUGGCACCCAUUUCCGGCGGCCAGUAUCACUGGGUUUCCAUGCUGGCGCCCCCGUCGUCGCGAAAGUUCUUCGGAUACAUCACCGGUUGGUUGGAAUUAACCGGUUGGCAAUCUCUCGUGGCGUCCGGCGGGUACGUGACGGGCACUAUGAUCCAGGGCAUCAUCCUACUGACGCACCCGGACUACGCGGACAACAUGCAAAACUGGCAUGGCACUCUACUAUUCUGGGGCGUCGUGCUUCUGAGUUUUGGUAUCAACACUGCGGCUGGCUCUGUCCUUGCGAAGUUCGAGGGUCUCUUCCUUGUCGUCCACCUUCUCGGAUUCUUUGCUGUAAUGUUCCCGUUGGCAUUGUUGGGUGAACACUCCGAUUCAGUGUCCGUCUUUGACACAUUCCUGAACCCCGGAGGCUGGCAGACACAAGGACUGGCUUUCUGCAUUGGAACUCUUGGGAACGUAUUCGCUUUCCUUGGUGGAGAUGCUGCAAUUCACAUGUCGGAAGAGAUCCGAAACGCCGCUGUCGUGGUCCCUAGAUCUCUCUUGACAGGUCUUUUGGUAAAUGGAACUCUAGGCUUCGGCAUGUUGAUUGUGACUUUAUACUGCAUGGGAGACAUCGACAAAGCGCUAGCCGAAAACCCUCAAUACCCCUAUAUGUCCAUUUUCAAAAGCGCCACAGGUUCAACUGCUGGAGCCGCAGUGAUGGCGGCGAUCGUCAUAGUUAUGGCCUUCAGCGCUACAACUGGAUGUCUUGCAUCCACCUCACGAGUAUACUUCGCUUUUGCUCGUGAUCGUGGGCUCCCGGGCUGGAGAAUAUUGAAAAGGGUCAACCCUCGAACAGGCAUCCCGAUCUAUUCCGUUAUCACAACUGCCGUCAUUGCGGUUAUCCUUUCCCUCGUCAAUAUUGGAGACUCCACCGCUUUCAACGGUGUGAUUUCGAUCUCAACUGCCGGUUUAUUUGGAUCUUACCUCAUUGCAGCCUCGUUGCUGCUUUACAGGCGGGUCACCGGGGGUAUCGGUGUAGCGAACGACAACGACGUACUAACCAACACCGUCGGUUCAAGCCUGACUUGGGGUCCUUGGCGACUUCAUGGAGCAUUCGGAAUUGCGAAUAACAUUUUCAGCUGCAUCUACCUCGUGUUCAUCUUCUUUUUCAGCUUCUGGCCGCCGGCCCUAGAAGUAACACCAGAGACCAUGAACUGGGCUGUGUUGGUAUUUGGCACCGUCAUCUUGUUUAGUGUGCUCUAUUACGCUGUGUGGGCUAGGAAGGUGUAUUCUGGACCGAUUAUCGAGUCUAUCCCAUACCCAGGGAGUCCAAGACCCCCGUCUUGAUGAGUAUCAUCUACCUAAUUAUAGAACCCAGAAAAAUAUGAAUAUAGGUACUUAAUACCACAGAAAGGUAUUCCUUCUGCCAGGUGUACGCAGGUGCCGACAUACGGAAGAAUUGGCCAUCAAGAUAAGAAAGAUCACCACCCUAACCCUGUAACUUACCUAGGUAUAUUUCAUGUAAAAUCUUAUCAACUACCAAUUCCGAAGCGCUCGGGAACAGAAUGCGCAGGAGCAUUAAAGGGGGAAAGGGGUUGGUAUGUUCCAGUAGGCACCUAACCAACAACUGAUGAAUUGCGUUGGUUCCUGGGAUUAGAGCCCCUUACAUAACGUGUAGUAUGCCACAAGCAAACUGCAUAGUGAGUCUACAUAAACUUCCGGUCUUUGUCUGGUUUGGCGAGGACGUAGUAAGUCCCUACCUAUAUUCAUACUCCUUGUCUCCCGUCAAUCAUUCCAAGUUUCCAUUUUGCAGAGCUCCCGGAGUAUUAAGAUUGUUUCACAUCUAUACCACAUACUAUAUCUUAAAUUGUUCGCGGUUAUGAAGGACUCUCAGAUCCUUGAGCUCAGCG
Molecule: messenger RNA, 2535 nt
Organism: Annulohypoxylon truncatum
Lineage: Eukaryota; Fungi; Ascomycota; Sordariomycetes; Xylariales; Hypoxylaceae
Product: amino acid transporter
Exons: 4
Coding region: 341-1972 (543 amino acids)
Biological process (GO): transmembrane transport
Cellular component (GO): membrane
Molecular function (GO): transmembrane transporter activity
Source: RefSeq, a predicted model, not a curated record